AUGUCAACCACCAAUCCAACUAGCGAAACUACUGAAUGGGAUGACUUGCAGAGGAAAUUUGGAAAUCUGCCUCCAUUGGAAAAAGAAAUAAAAGAGGAAGAGAUAUAUUUAAAAAAUAUUGAUAAGCUGGAAAAUGUAAACCCUUUAGAAAAGAAGAAUUUAAACGAGUUAACAUUAAUAGAAGAAAAUUGUAUAGAUGAAGAGUAUUUAAAAAUUAUUGAAAAAUACAAAACUGAUCGUAUAAAUGAGAUUAAUAGAAAUAGAGCUUUUGAAAUUUAUGGAGAGCUGUAUGAUAUAUCGAAGGAUAAUUUUCUUCGAGAAAUUAAUGAAGCUAGUAAGAGAAAUCCAUUGAAUGAGUAUAUGGAAAAAACGGUAGAAGAAAGUACAAAAGGAGAUGAAGAUGAAGAAGAAUAUGUUGAAUAUGAUGAAGGAGAUAAGUACCAACGAAAAGAUGAAGAAGCAAUUUUAAAAAAAAAAAAAAGUGUAAAAGGUACUCACGUUGUUUUACAUUUAUAUUCAGACAAUGUUAUAUCAUGCACAAUUUUAAAUAAUAUUUUAAAACAAAUGGCUAAUAAACAUAAAUAUAUAAAAUUUACAAAAGGUGUAUAUAACAAAAUUAUAGAAAAUUAUCCAGAGUCAAAACUACCUACCAUUUUAAUUUAUUAUAACGGUUCUUGUAUACAUCAAAUAUGUAACAUGGUAAAUUAUAUAAAAGGAGGUACAAACAAAUUGAAUAUUAAAUCUGUUGAAAAAUUUUUAAGUAAAUAUGAUAUUUUAAAGCAUAACAAUUAUAUGCACUCUGAGGGGAGAAGGAAUAAUGAGAACUCACCUGUGAACUCAGACGCGAACUCAAACACGAACUCAUAUGCAUCCUCAGAUGAUGAUAAUGAUAAUAAUAAUAAUAAUGAGAGUUAUAAAAAAAAAAAAAUUAGAAGCACAAAAAAGCAUUACACAUCAUUUAACAUGUUUAGAAGUAAAUAUAAGACGAGCGAAGACGAGGAAGGAGACUUCUCCUCUCACGAAAAGAACGUCAAAUCCAUUGGUUACUCCUCGUCCCUCUUAGAUAACAAAAUUAAGCGAAGCAAUUUUUAG
Molecule: messenger RNA, 1092 nt
Organism: Plasmodium malariae
Lineage: Eukaryota; Apicomplexa; Aconoidasida; Haemosporida; Plasmodiidae
Gene: PhLP3
Product: phosducin-like protein, putative
Exons: 1
Coding region: 1-1092 (363 amino acids)
Biological process (GO): protein folding
Cellular component (GO): cytoplasm
Source: RefSeq, a predicted model, not a curated record